This is a messenger RNA of Phytophthora nicotianae INRA-310, 3221 nucleotides long. RefSeq lists its product as hypothetical. The transcript has 6 exons. NCBI's taxonomy places the organism in Eukaryota, Oomycota, Peronosporomycetes, Peronosporales, Peronosporaceae. Bases 6 to 3128 code for a protein of 1040 amino acids. The record is from RefSeq and is a predicted model, not a curated record. Gene Ontology annotation, molecular function: calcium ion binding.
GAGUGAUGGUCGUUGAAGUGAAAUACUGCUUAAGGAUUCGGCGAGACAAAAAUACACAAACAUGGACACUUGCUGUUUUCACGACGAUGCCCCCACCUCGACUAGUCCAGUUCUCCGACUCGGGACCACUCCUUUUUCCUCGCUAUGUGGACGCCGACAAUCUCCACAAUGAAGACGAAGACUCUGACCGGGUCGUCCACAACCAGUCCGUACUGCGGGUAGCAGACCUUCUCGGAGUUCCGAUGUCGUCUCUAACACCUAGGAAACACUGUGGUAGUCCACGCGCUGCGGCGUUUACCGCCCCAUCGGCACCUCAGAGCCCCUCACUCUUCCGUCACUCGAGUCCAUUCACCAAAAGGAAGCGAACUGCAUCUCCACGCGUGAGUGCAAUGAGUCCGUUGAAUGUCGUCCCAAGAGCUCCGUCUCCUGUUGGAGAGCUGCCCACCGACUCGGUUGUGUCGUUUGCGUCCUUGAUGUCACCAUCGGCUGGAAUUGCACGCAUCCGAUCGCCCAGACGAGCGAUUCUAGGUCAGUCAGAUGUGCACAAGAUCACCAAGUGGCUACAGUCGCUCUCGCACGAAGCUGCGAGCUUCUCGUCGUACGCGCUCUACUGCGAUAUGCUCUUCCGAGAGAGCCGCGUGCUGACACAGGGUAAACCUGUUCCAAACCGCCUACAAACAGCCAUUGCAUUCCACUGUCUGUGUAAAGCCACCAGUGUGUUUGCAAGACACGAAGAUAUUCUUCUUCGCAUUUGCGACGGCUUGGGGGCAGCGAUUUACAUGAAUAAUGAUCCUUCAUUGGUUCGCAACGGAGAGAUAGACGCGCUGGAGUUCUUUACACGACUCACCACGUUUUACGAGCAACACACGAUUUUCUAUCAGCAAAAGCAGGAUCUCCAGCAAGAGAUGUUGAGACAGCAAGCCUUACACCAGCAGCGUCUAGACGAAGAGCGAGCUCGAAAUGAACAGCUAAAGCAACUACAUCAACAGCUUCAAGUGAAUAAGCUGGACGCUAUCACUACAAAGAAAACUCAUGCGAAAGACUUGAACGGCAAGCUGCAAAACGUGCUUCUAAACUUUCAAUACGUAAAUGACCAAGAGAAGGAGAAGAUCGUGCUCGGAGCAGUUGAAGCACUGCAAGCUCAAGUAUCGGCCACUGCAGUCGUAGCAAUAGCAGAUCAGAUGGACCCAGUUGAGAAAGACAAGCUCAUGAGCAACCUACUCCAAGACAAGAUGAAGGGAAUCACACAACAAAUCGAAGAGCAGGUUCUUGUCAAGUCCAAUGCACAGCAAAACAUGAUUAUUGAACGAUCGGCAGCUCGGAUCACUCGUUUCCAAGCGCUCAUGUUGGACGUCAUCAAGAACCCAAACAGUGGGGAAUCCCGUAAGGAGAAUUCGAGCGCCGAAGUCGAUGACUGUUUGUGUGAACACGACCGCAAAGUGCUAGAAAUUGUCGGGGACGUGGUCGAUGAGUUGGAGCGUGAGAAGGCAAAAACGACGAGUUUGGAGCAGAGACUUGAAGAGGCCGAAAAACUCGCAAACGAGCUGCGAUUGAAGAAUAAUUCCUUAAUGAAUGAGGCCGAGGAACGCGCGAGGAAGUGCGAACAGCAGCUUCAGGAAUUGAGAGACCAGAUAGCAAACGCUCAAAACUCAACUGAUGACAAAUCCUUCCAAACGGAUGAAGAUUUCGAGGAGCUCCAACGGCACAACGAGAGUGGAGGCAAACGAAAGCGACACUUUAGUGCGGCCGACAGUGAUGACGACCUCAUUCUGAAGAACCGUGCCAAAAACAAAUUCGGCUACGGCAUCGCCAAUAUCAUCGAUCAAGCGAAGAUUGCGCCGUCCAAAGUGCGCAAGAUCCUGUUGAAGCGUAAGCCUCUUACUUUAAAUGAACUCCACAGCAUCAUCAUUGGAUACUACCAAGCCAAAAUGUUCCAGGACGUGCAGGACGACUCCUCUGGUAAACCCCGAAACAACCUCGCACAGUUUAUCAUGGAAAUGUACGUCCUUCACUACGGACUCAAGGACCUUGCGAUUAGUCAACUUGUUUUCUUGGACGCAGCCAUUCGCAAAAAUGCCCGUGAAAGUGCCAGGGUUCGAACCUUCGGACUUCUUACGGGGUCACUAGACCCCGAGUCUCAUGCCUGCUCGGUCCAGGGUGUCGACUUCUUCCUCCUCGUAGUCGUGAUCAUCUUCAAUGCUGGUGUGUACAAGAAAGGUAGAAAACAAGCCGUCACCAUCGCUCAGAACCUCAAGACUUUUUUCGGAGAUGGCAUCUUUGUCAGUCCCAAGUCUGUGACUGUCAAGCACGAGCUUGUAUGCCAGGCGAUCGACUUGGCAUUUUCGUUUACAAGAAACGAACCUGGAGGUCCCCUUAGUCAGCUAAAAGAUGAGAUUCAUCAGAAAUGCUUAGCAAACGGUGGAGGCCUGGAUAUCGAUAUGGUCCUGGAGAAGAUCAUGAAUUACUGGUUCGUGCUAUACGAGCACCAGAUCCAAGACAUCCACAAUAUGUUCGCAAUUGUCGAUACAAAUGGAGACGGAACUUUGGACUUCCAGGAAUUCUGUGAGCUGGUGUCAGUACUGGAGCCGACCAUGGACCGGCGAGAUGCUUUGGCACUUUACAACCGUGCGGCUGGAGAGGACAACGUCAUUGAUAAGGAUGAGUUUGUACAGGUUAUGCUGGCUCACCAACGUGGUGUCAUUCUGGAGGAAUUUUAUGGCGGUGUGUCUAAUAAGAAGAUCCUCAUGGGCAUUGAGCAGCGCAAGAACACGCUGUUACCAUUGGGUUCUUCAGCGACGACAGGUCAAGAGAAGGAAGAAGGAUCAUUCGACUUGUUAACUGCGGCUAUGGCCUCAGUCUCGAUGACAUCGGAUUCACUGGAAGAUGACGACGAGGAAGAUAGGAAUGUGGACGAUAAAACUGAGACGCAGCGUGUCCAAGAGAAUGUAUCAUUCCAGGCGCUAACGAGGCUCUCCACGUGGGCUACUGAGGCAAAAAGGAAGCUGAGACGAGCAAUACCGAAAAAUAUCGAAUCAACCAAAGAAGAAGAGAAGAGGACAGUGGCCACUCCCGACAAUUUCCAGGGAGAUACAGCUCGGUUACUGCGGCAAGCGCUGCAAAAAAGCUAACAUUAGUGAUUCUACAACAGAAUAGACAUCCAUACUAUCGAAGGUUCUGCACAAAUAUCGCUUAUGACUCUGUGGAUGGAGUUGAUCGUUGGC